AUGUCGUACAAACGGCAACUACUGCUCGCGGUUGGUGUGAUGUUGCCGCUUCUUGCUCAGGCGGUGGAUCCUCCCGAUCUCUACAGUUACACGCACGAGGCGGGCGAAGUACUGCCACGGGGUGACGAAGAGUUCCAGUACAUGAGCCUGGGUCUGCCAGCGUUCUUCUACAACGAGCAAUACGACGGUGUUUACAUCAACACCAACGGCAUACUAUCCUUCGGUGGAGAGCUGGUAGGUUUUCUGAACCUACCGUUCCCUCUUGGGAACCCUUCGAUCGCAGCAUUCUACGCGAACGUGGACACCACGCUGCCCAAUGAUACCGCCACGAUCGUGUACUUCAAGACGCGUGAUCCGGGGCUACUCCACCGUACGACGAUGCUGGUGCACGAGAGCUUCAGUAAUCACGUCGACUUCGAGGCGAAGCAGGUGUUCGUGGCCACCUGGGAACACGUGGGCCACUACAACAUGAAGAACGACGUGCAGAACUCCUUCCAGGUGGCCAUCAUCCAGGGUGAAGCGGACACGUUCGUGCAGUUCCUGUACCCGGAGGGUGGCAUCAACUGGAUCCAGGGUGAUACCGGUGACAGUGGACUACCGGAUGUGCGUGCUCAGGCCGGUUUUACCGGUGAGGAUGACCGCACGUUCGCGCUACCCGGUUCGGGAACCGACAAUGUGCGUCACCUGACCAUGUCGUCGAACAUCAACCAACCGGGUAUUUGGCUGUACCGAGUCGGACCACUUGCUCCGGAUGCGAAUGUCGAGCUUCCGGAUCUGCAGCUGGAGCAGGAACCAACGGAACCGAUCAGCUGCGCAGAUGGAGGCCGCUUCAAGUGCCAUUCGGCUGCAUCCUGUCACACCAACAGAAGGGGCUUUUGCUGUCAGUGUAAACCGGGGUACUACGGCAACGGAUUCAGCUGUGUCAAGAACGAUGUCCCUCUGCGUGUUGCGGGAAAAGUGCUUGGAAACGUGAAUGGCGAAAUCGUCGAUACGCAGCUGCAGUCAUACAUCGUGAUGGCGGAUGGAAGAACAUACACCGCCAUCAGCCCGCUCGAGGAGCAGAUGGGUUCAAACCUACAGUUGGCUCAGAUCCUCGGUGGAACCAUCGCGUGGUUGUUCGCGAAACCGCUGGGAGCGACGGUCAACGGUUACCAGCUGACUGGUGGCAAGUUUAACCACUCCAGCACGCUGCAGUUCGAAACGGGUGAGAUGUUCCUCAUCACCCAACGCUACAGCGGGUUGAACGUGUGGGAUCAGCUCGCGCUUGACGUGGAACUGUCCGGUCAACUGCCACCGGUUCCGGCAUUGGAGAAACUAUACCUCGACGACUACAGCGUGUCGUUCCGUCGAUCUGCCCGAGGCCGACUACAAGCUGUCAGUUCGCACAGCUUCCGGGUGGAUUCGCAGGCACGCAACAUCUCGUUCACACUGUACCAGGACCUUUCCUUCGAGAGCUGCCUUGGGAAUGAGGACUCAAGCGACGCCAAGGACGAGUCGCUGUUGAAGAUCACGCGCGUCAACUUGGGCUACGAACCACGCGAACGCGCCGUCCGCAUGGGAAUGCUCAGCAAGAUGGUGUUGGGUGAUCAGUUUAACCCGUGCGACGAGUCCAACUGCGGUGAUAACACCAUCUGCGUACCCAAACCGGACGAUACCUUUGAUUGCAACUGCAAGAACGGGUUCACGUACGUUCCGUACGGUGCGAGCAGGCGUAUCAAUUGCGUGGACAUCGACGAGUGUUCGGGUGUGAAUAUCUGUGACGAAAAUGCGCAGUGCUUCAACGAGCCUGGUGGCUACAGUUGCCGCUGUAACCCGGGCUUCGAGGGUAACGGAUACCAGUGUGAUAAGUACACCGGACACAGCCAACCGACCUCGUCAUCGUACACCGUCUCGACGCCGGCUAGCUAUGGUAGCUACAACGAGGUGGAUAGUGACCCGGAUCAGCAGGAACCGGACCAGUGCGAGCGUUGCGCGGAAUUCGCCGAUUGCGUGCAGGGCCAAUGCCAGUGCCGAACGGGAUAUGAAGGUGAUGGAACGUCGUACUGUCAGGCGCUGUGUGAUGCUGAAAGUGUCUGGAACGGAGAAACCUGCGUAAAGGAGUCGUACGUCGAGGAAGAGGAGAUCACACCGUUCUGUACGAACUACGGGUGCACGUGUCCGACCGGAUACACGCUGAUCGAGUACGCGUACAACCAGAUCUGCCGCCGGGUGGCGCUUGACCCAGAGGACACCGCCACAGACAACAUGGCUUCCUGCGACGUGGAGAACAACUGCAGCCCACACGCGAACUGCGAGUGGCGCGAUAAUGUGUACCGUUACGAGUGCAUCUGCAAUCCCGGGUACGACGGUAACGGUUACACGUGCGUGGAGAAGGAGGUGUCGUGUUUGGACGAUGAAGAGAUCUGCGACAUCCACGCGUCCUGCAACUACAUCCUGAACCUGAAGAUGUCGAUCUGCGUGUGCAAUAAGGGCUACGAGGGUGAUGGACGUACGUGCCAGCUGGCACCGGAAUGCUCGGUUGAUGACGAUUGUGGCAUGAACUCGGAAUGUCAGGAUGGGUUGUGCAUCUGUCAGGCAGGAUUCGAGCGUGAUCUGUCAGACUUUUGCGUACGCGCAGGGUCCUGCGGUGGAGCGUACUGUGCCGAAAACGCCGUGUGUGUAAUAGAUCCGACGCAGAAAAUCCCGUACUGCCACUGUCCGCCGGGUUUCGUCGGUGAUGGAGUAUCGCAGUGCCGUUCGAUUCCACCACCGUGCAACGUGCGCAAUAACUGCGGUUUGCAUGCGUCCUGCGCACCAAGUCACAGGGAUUCGUCAACGUUCGAGUGCAUGUGCAAUGCGGGCUUUUUCGGUGAUGGGUUCGUGUGUACACCGGAACGGAACUGUGCCAACAUUCCGAGUCUGUGUGAUCCGAACGCUUACUGCGAACAUGGCACUAACGGCUACCAGUGCAUCUGUAAGGAUGGCUAUCUUGGAAACGGAACCGUCUGUAAUACGGCACAUCGGCUGGAUGAUGGCUUCCUCCUCAUCAGCCAGGGUGUGGCCAAUAUUCACGUACCACUCAACGGUGGUCUAGGUUAUCCAGUCACGAUGGCGUUCAUGUCGAUCGGACUCGAUCGAGACUGUGCCGAGGGACGUAUCUACUGGAGCGAUAUCGCGGCCCAGCAGAUCGUGAGCGCUAAGUACGAUGGCACGGAUCAGAAGCCGUUUAUCACGAAGGACAUUGUGUCGCCCGAGGGUGUAGCAGUGGAUUGGAUUUCUCGCCGGCUUUAUUGGACGGAUUCAGCGAAGGACACGAUCGAGGUGGCGAGUCUCGAGAAUCCGGAACAACGCUCGGUGCUCGUUUCGAAGUACCUGGUCAAUCCACGCGGUAUCGCGGUUGAUCCGCAUCAGAGCAAGCUGUACUGGUCGGAUUGGAACCGUGACGGACCCAAGAUCGAAUGGUCUAAUUUGGACGGUACGGAGCGUCAGCUGCUGGUGGAUAGCCCAAGAGUUUCGCUACCAAACAGCAUCCAGGUGUCGAUGGCCAGUGGUGAGCUGUGUUACGCUGAUGCAGGCACGAAGAAGGUGGAGUGCAUCGACACCUACAGCAGGCAGAUCCGUACGAUCGCCAGCAAUCUCACGUAUCCCUUCGGAUUGGCCGUUACCGACGAUCUGUUCUACUGGACGGACUGGGUAUCGAAGAAGAUCGAGAGCAUUGACGUGUACGGUGUGCGCCAGAAGUCCAUCAACUCGCCGGUGUUCGGCAACCACAAGAUGUACGGCAUGACCGCCGUCACGGACAAGUGCCCACUAUUCCACAGUCCGUGCGUGAUCAAUAAUGGCGAGUGUCCGGAGGACAAGAUCUGUCUCAUCAACCCGCGGGCCCCGUCCGGCAGAAGCUGCAAGUGCACUCGGAACUGCAACGACGUUAUAUUAGAUUACUGAGCCUGAUCGGCCCCGGGGUGUUUGCAGGUGUUUCGCAGUUUGUCGAGCUGCUUCAUGAACCACUCGCAAGCAAACUACUGCCAGCAGAGUUUUCUGUUUUGAAACCAGCACUUUUGUCUUGACAUAGGUUAGCAGCAACAAUGCUUUGCGUUUUGGCCAUUUGUAUGCAAAUGAAUCCCAAUAAACUGCAUAAUACG
Messenger RNA from Anopheles nili, 4121 nucleotides. Its product is annotated as nidogen. NCBI's taxonomy places the organism in Eukaryota, Metazoa, Arthropoda, Insecta, Diptera, Culicidae. Gene Ontology annotation, molecular function: calcium ion binding. The record is from RefSeq and is a predicted model, not a curated record. Gene Ontology annotation, biological process: cell-matrix adhesion. The transcript is spliced from 9 exons. Bases 1 to 3924 code for a protein of 1307 amino acids.